Messenger RNA from Vicia villosa (hairy vetch), 932 nucleotides. RefSeq names its product high-affinity nitrate transporter 3.1-like. Gene Ontology annotation, biological process: response to nitrate; nitrate transmembrane transport. The transcript has 2 exons. The coding region runs from base 207 to 827 and encodes 206 amino acids. The record is from RefSeq and is a predicted model, not a curated record. Lineage: Eukaryota; Viridiplantae; Streptophyta; Magnoliopsida; Fabales; Fabaceae. Gene Ontology annotation, cellular component: plasma membrane. Gene Ontology annotation, molecular function: nitrate transmembrane transporter activity.
UCAUAACCUAAAGUCAAAACUCAAUUUGUACUAUUUAAUUUGGAUUGGGCUUUGUAUCUAUGUAUAUAAUGCUUUAGAAUGAGUGAAUCUCCAUUCAGAUUCUUCUCAUCAUAUCAUUCCUAUUUCCAACUCAUUGGGUGCUCUCUCAAGUCUUCUCCCUCUUACAAGUUGACUUUUCUUAACAAAAGUGCUUUUGUUGUUGGAGAAUGGCAGCUCACAAGCUUUUGGUAGCAUCACUUCUUCUCUGCUGUUUAUCUGAAAUUUGUUAUGGAAAGGUUCUCUUUUCUUCCUUGAAAAGAACCCUUGUUGUCACUGCUUCCCCCAAGGAAGGACAAGUUUUGUCAUCUGGAGUGGACAAAAUCAGUGGAACAUGGUCUCUAAACAAGACCUUCCCAGCAGGAACAGACUCUUCAUACAAAACAAUAAAACUGAAGUUAUGUUACGCGCACAUAAGCCAACAAGACCGCGCAUGGAGAAAGACCGUUGACGAUCUCUCAAGGGACAAGACAUGCCAACACAAAAUGGUUGCAAUGCCCUACAAUGCUUCCAACAAAACGGUCCAAACCUACGACUGGUUGAUCGAGCGUGCUGUGCCUCAAGCAACGUACUUUGUACGUGCCUACGCAUUUGACUCCAACGACGUGGAAGUUGCUUACGGGCAAACCACGAAUGCUGAUAAGAGUACUAAUUUAUUUGAAAUCAACGCGAUCAGUGGACGCCAUGCGACUCUUGAUAUUUGCUCUGUUUGUUUCAGUGCUUUCUCGGUUUUGUCGUUGGGCGUGUUCUUCUAUAUCGAGAAGAGGAAGGGAAAAUCACAGAAGAAGUGAUUGAUUUUGAGUGACAUAAGAAGGAAACUUCAUGGUAGAAUGUUUUUAUAAUGCUUUAUAGUUCUAAGUUUAUGAAUAAAUCAUGAGAUACAUGUUUUUACCUUU